Messenger RNA from Necator americanus (New World hookworm), 243 nucleotides. RefSeq lists its product as uncharacterized. The coding region runs from base 1 to 243 and encodes 80 amino acids. The record is from RefSeq and is a predicted model, not a curated record. The transcript has a single exon. Lineage: Eukaryota; Metazoa; Nematoda; Chromadorea; Rhabditida; Ancylostomatidae.
AUGAUGCAAGCCAGGAAGAUUAAGUACGACGUCAUCGGACUGAGCGAGACGAGACGAAGCCAGCCUCUCAAUGCCGUAAAGCUGGAGAAGAACUGUUCUAAGGAACAUGAGACAGCAAAGGAGUUGGUGGAGUUGGCGUUCUCGUCAACACGAGUAUGGCAAAGAACAUCGACUCUUUCAAGCAACCUACGACCCGAAUCGGACGUCUGCGGAUGUAAGGAUGUGAUUCAAUGCCAGCUUUGA